AUGACCGUUCCCGAGUCCGAGUAUCUCAGUCCUGUCUGGAAAGAUGGCAUCUUCAACGGACGCGUUAUCUUUGUGACGGGCGGUGCGGGAAGCAUCUGCAGCAUGCAGACGCGUGCUUUGGUCCGCCUUGGAGCAAAUGCAUGCAUCAUCGGCAGAAGUGUCGAAAAGACCGAGAUGGUCGCAAAGGACAUUGCGCUUGUGAGAGAGGGAGCUAAGGUGAUAGGGAUUGGAGGCUGCGAUGUUCGAAAGGUCGAGAGUCUCCAGGCUGCUGCUGAGCGAUGCGCAAAAGAACUUGGCGGAAUCGACUUUGUUAUUGCUGGUGCAGCCGGCAACUUUGUCGCCCCGCUAGAAGGCCUGAGCUCCAACGCAUUCAAGUCGGUAAUGGAUAUUGACGUUCUGGGAACUUUCAACACGAUCAAAGCAACAAUGCCUCAUCUUCUACGCAGCGCUAACCCUCGUAUCAUCUACGUCUCUGCAACAUUUCACUACACCGGCAUGCCGCUCCAGGCACACGUCUCCGCAGCCAAGGCAUCUGUUGACUCACUCAUGGCUUCCGUAGCUCUUGAGUAUGGACCACGAGGCGUGACCAGCAAUGUUAUCGCCCCGGGAGGCAUCGAGGGGACGGAGGGUCUGGCAAGACUAGGAAGUGACGCAGAGAGUGAGAAGAAGAGAUACGCAAAGAGUAUCCCGUCAGGCCGCGCAGGAACCGUUAAGGAUAUUGCCGAUGCGACUGUCUUCCUGUUUAGCGAUGCUGGGAGCUACGUUAACGGACAGGUUCUGGCUGUUGAUGGCGCAGCGUGGAGGCGCCAGGGAGCCUUGGGCGUGGGAACCGAGGCUGGCAUGGAAUAUCCGGAUUAUCUUCUCAAGGGAGAGUUUUCGAAGAACCUGCGAGAUCCACGAAAGGAGACCAGGUCCAAGUUAUAG
Fusarium sp. VM40 is the source of this 924-nucleotide messenger RNA. The record is from the annotation of a GenBank genome assembly. Lineage: Eukaryota; Fungi; Ascomycota; Sordariomycetes; Hypocreales; Nectriaceae.